This is a messenger RNA of Metopolophium dirhodum (rose-grain aphid), 3379 nucleotides long. It is a transcript of the gene amon, whose product is annotated as neuroendocrine convertase 2. Gene Ontology annotation, biological process: protein processing. Gene Ontology annotation, cellular component: Golgi membrane; trans-Golgi network. The transcript is spliced from 13 exons. Gene Ontology annotation, molecular function: serine-type endopeptidase activity. The coding region runs from base 253 to 2556 and encodes 767 amino acids. Lineage: Eukaryota; Metazoa; Arthropoda; Insecta; Hemiptera; Aphididae. The record is from RefSeq and is a predicted model, not a curated record.
GCCCGCCGACGCGUAUGACCGCGACCGCCGCCGUCCGACCGCCCCGACACGCGCGCCACCACGGUUGCAAGCGGCACUUCGCAGUCCUCCGUGCGAACAAUAUUUUCAUCGUACGGAUAUUCGCUGAAGCAGUCGGCGGCUCCAGUGUGUCGUGCUGUCGCUGUGGAUCAGGAGGUGCUUUUAUACACACGCGCGCGCGCACUCACAUCACAGACCGUCGCUACAGGUACAUCCACUGCAAUCGCGACGACCAUGACCGGGUCGGACGACAACAACGGCGAUUCGGACAAUGCCGGCGCCGGGGUGGGCGACGACGGCGACGGAAGGGCCCGGCGCCGCGACAAGUUUUCCGCCGGGGCGUUGCUGACCUCCGCGGCCGCGACACUGCUGUGGUGCGUCCUGUUUACAGCCUUCGUGUCGCAGCCGCGUGCCGUGGCCGGCGUUCAGCUGUACACGAACACGUUCGCUGUGAGGCUACACUCUGGCGUCCGGGACGGUACCGGGCACGUAGACGAGGCGGUGGCCCACAGUGUUGCCAAGAGGGCCGGCAGCGGGUUCGAAAACAUCGGCAAGAUUCGUGGUACUAAGGAUGAAUUCCAAUUCGUGCAUCACGGAUUACCAAAAAUACGUGGCCGCCGUUCUCUACCUUCAGUUUUACUUUUGAAGAAGGAUCCAUCUGUUAAGUCUGUUCAUCAACAACCAGGAUUCAAGAGAGUGAAACGUGGGUACAAACCAUAUAUCCCAUCUUUAUACUUGAAUAGAGAUGAAUUUAUUGCAAGUCAAUACAGACAAUAUUCUGUUAAACCAAUUGAAAUCGAUGACGAUCUGGAUCGUUAUGGUAAGUUACCAAUGGAUCCAUUAUUCAAGGAGCAAUGGUAUCUGAGGAAUACAGGACAAAACGGUGGUAAACCAAAAUUGGAUUUGAAUGUACGAGCCGCUUGGGCUCAAGGGGUAUCAGGCAAGAACGUAACUACAGCUAUAAUGGAUGACGGAGUGGAUUAUACACACGAAGAUCUAAAAUAUAAUUACAACGCACGAGCUAGCUACGAUUUUAGUUCAAAUGAUCCAUACCCGUAUCCUAGGUAUACCGAUGAUUGGUUCAACAGCCAUGGUACACGUUGUGCCGGGGAAGUGGCAGCUGCACGUGAUAAUGGUGUUUGUGGUACCGGUGUGGCAUAUGACUCAAAAAUCGCCGGGAUCCGGAUGCUCGAUCAACCGUACAUGACGGAUCUCAUCGAAGCUAAUAGUAUGGGUCACGAACCAGAUUUGAUUGAUAUUUACAGUGCUUCUUGGGGACCCACAGACGAUGGACGAACAGUAGACGGGCCUCGUAACGCCACUAUGCGAGCUAUAGUCCGUGGCGUCAAUGAAGGUCGUCGUGGGAAGGGUAAUAUAUACGUGUGGGCUAGCGGUGAUGGCGGGGAGGCUGAUGAUUGCAACUGUGAUGGAUAUGCCGCUAGUAUGUGGACGAUAUCGAUAAAUUCAGCUAUAAAUGAUGGACAGAACGCUCAUUAUGACGAGAGUUGUUCAAGCACAUUGGCAUCAACUUUCAGCAAUGGCGCCAAAGAUCCCAAUACUGGAGUAGCGACUACAGAUUUGUAUGGUAAAUGUACUAAAUCCCACAGUGGAACAUCAGCUGCUGCACCGGAAGCUGCAGGCGUGUUCGCUUUAGCCCUGGAAGCAAACCCAGAUUUGACUUGGAGAGAUAUACAACACUUGACCGUAUUGACUUCAAAACGAAAUUCUUUAUUUGACGCCAAACGUAGAUUUCAGUGGACAAUGAACGGUGUGGGCUUGGAAUUUAAUCAUUUGUUUGGAUUUGGGGUGCUUGAUGCUGGAGGUAUGGUCUCACUUGCCCGACAGUGGCAUACUGUACCUGCUAGAUAUCAUUGUCAAGGAGGAUCACAUACGAAUAUCAGGAAAUUUACAACUAAGUCAGGCAUUAUAUUGAAAUUGAAUACUGAUGCAUGCCGUGACACCGAUACCCAUGUCAAAUACCUGGAACACGUACAAGCUGUAAUCACACUCAAUGCUUCAAGACGUGGUGACGUUGAACUUUUUUUGACAUCUCCGAUGGGCACAAGGUCGAUGAUAUUAAGUAGAAGGCCUAAUGAUGACGACCGAAGAGAUGGAUUUACAAAAUGGCCAUUUAUGACAACGCAUACAUGGGGUGAAUAUCCGUGGGGCGAAUGGAUACUCGAGGCGAAAUUCAAUACACCGAAUCGGUUUUCCCAACAAGGCGGGACACGGACGAACAAUGGGCAGGCGUCUAGAGCGGACUCUACGUUGGCAGCUAACAGUGAUUUGACAGCAAAUGGGGACGGGUCGUCGGCAGACCGGGAUUCUGGCGGAGAAGAGGGAGAGGAUGACGAUUACGAUACAGUGCACACGGGUUUCCUGAAGGAAUGGACCCUGAUGCUGCACGGGACCCGGGAACCGCCGUACAGCCAACUGUCGGUCCGAGAUCCCCAUUCCAAACUGGCAAUUGUCAAGAAAGCGCACACCAUAGCUGGACCCGAGACUAGCGCAUCACCACAGAAGCAGAGCGCAUAUUAGAUUUAAAGAAGCUGAAAUUAAGACACCAAUGAAAUAAUCACUAAGGGAAUAUCGCGAUUGCCGUUUACAAACUUAUACAAUUAUUAAUCUAUUAUUAUAGUAUAUACAUAUACAUAUAUAUUAUAUUAUAUUAUAAUGAUUUCCCCAACAACAGUCCCUCAUAUUAUUAUAUUAUUGUCAAUGUGACGCGUAGACGUAUUAUAUAUUAUAUUAUAUUAUAUUUUUCAAAGAAUCUAUUCCCAUAUUAUAUAUUUGAUUUUAUCUUCAAAUCAUUUACUCCAAUUUAAAAAAAAAUUAAAUAUUAUAUGAUUAAUUAGAUAAUUAUUUACAAUUGUCCUACUAUAUUAUACCAUAUAAUUUUCAUCGAAAUAUACGUAUAUAUUAUAGCCUCAGUAAUAUUCUAGUCUGAGAUAACGCCAAAUAAGUAUUAAUGUUAUUAUACAUAAUAUAUUAAUUAUAUAUGUAUAAUUUAGAAUAUAUUUAUAGGAAGUAAAUUAUCGUAUUUUAAGUACCUAUAUUUACCUUUCUAAUGCCUAUAAAUACACACGGUAUAUAUUUGUUUUUGUUAUCAUUGUCCCAUUCAUAAGUAUAGGGUGGGUACCUAUUAUAUCUAUAUACCUAUUUUUAAGUAUAUAGGUCCUUACUGGACCAAUGACCAAUCAAGUGUCUAAGACUUUUUAUAAAUUAAAUAAGUUUACUAGUUCUAUUAAUUUCAAAAACCUAUGAAGUACCUAUCUACUUUUCACAAUUGCAGAAUUAAUAUAUAAUUCAUUGUUGUAUCUAAUUCAGUAUUUCACUAUGAUUACAAAAUAUUCAUUGUUAA